AUGAUUCCCCAUCGGACCACGGGUCUAUUGGCAAUCAUUGUUUUCGUCGCGCUUCUCCUCUUCAUCUUCUCGUCCUCUCCCAUCCCUAAUCCAGCCGUUGAAGGAGAGGAAGAAGCCUCGAGGACCGGCAGCUAUGUCCCUCAUCCGAAGCUCCCGUCAUUGAGCAACAUUCAUUUACCAAGCAACGUGCACCUGCCCUCAUUCCGUGCUCCAUCACAUGAAGCUCCGCCCGAGCAAACAAACAGUACCAGCGGCGAGUCUAAAUGGUUCAGCAAUUGGGAAUGGCUGAACCCAUUCUCUUCUGCCAUUACACUUGACGAGAGCCGCUCCGUCCUUCCUCCGUUACCCGAACGCCGGCCGAUAUACACGUACUAUAACCCCAAGUUCAAUCCUAAGAAGCAUUAUGGCAAGGACUUGAAGGAAGAUCAGAAUGCGGACGAGGAGCUCCUUCUCGCCUGGCGCCGAGCUUGGUUCGCGCAAGGAUUUCGACCGAUAGUCUUGACCCCUGGUGAUGCUAUGGAGAACCCAUACUACGAAGUGGUGCAAAAAUUCAAACUCAGUGCUGAAAUGGAGAACGAGGUUUUCCGAUGGUUGGCAUGGGGGCACAUGGGAAGUGGAUUGCUUGCCGACUUUACGUGCUUCCCCAUGGCCCGAUAUGAUGAUGACCUUUUGUCGUACCUGAGGCGGGGUACUCAGCCCGAGUUCAUCACGCGCUUCGAGAACUUCCAAGGUGGUCUCUACUCAGCUGAGAAGCAACGUAUUAUGGACACCAUUGAUGGCGCAGUCAAACAUUUGGACGACCAGACCAAAUCUUUCACGGAUUUGAUGCCUUCCGACAUGUUCAAGGUCGAAAACCCAACCUCUUUGGCAUACUACAAGUCUGGCACCGUCUUAUCCAAAUACCCAGGCGUACAUGAGAAAACUAGCCAGAACCCUGCAAAGGGUCGACUUCAGCUGGUGCAGCUGAUCAACGCGCACCUCCACAACACUUUCCAGAACGCUUACCCUGCUGGUUUGGCAGUACUGAAGCCCUUCCCAAAGUACACCACUGCGUUGGUCGAGCCUGCAUUGCGCUUGGCCAAGGCGCUCAUCCAGUGUCCUGAGUCUCCCAUGGCGGACUCUUGUCCGCCCAACAAUCCAGAAUGCCGUCCCUGCGGCUCCGCCAAGUCGCCUAUGCGUAUCAGCCAGCCCUCCAGCUUCAAGAACACAUCUUUCCUUUUCACCAUUGGCACUCUCCCUCACCCUUACACUCUCAUCAGCUUGCAAAAAGAUUCCGAAGAAGUGAGUACGCGCGACAUCCGUCGUACCACAGACCGUGAUGCCUGGCUGGGCGAUGUGACCAAGGACCAUCUUGGUGAAGAAUUGGGGGGCUCUGUACGGGGCGUUGUUUUCAAGCAGGUUGUGGCGGGAGACCAAGCUGUGUCCAACUCCCUGUGGAUGACAGUCGAAUCUCUGCCUGCGGAGGCGGGUCAAAGCUUGCCGCCCGAACUGCUGGAUGAGUUCGAGUGGCAAUUCGGUUUCAAGAUUCCUCGCGGGGGCGCGAUCGACCCGAACACCGCUGGCGACAAAGAAAGCGUGCAGAACAACAACCCCAGCCAGCAGGGAGUUGGCCGAGAGUAUGAGCUCAUAAAGAAGGCGCGAGAGAUCAUUAUGAGUAAGGAUACCAACCGGAUUGGCAUCAAGGACGUCGCCGAAGCCUGGAAUAUGGCGGAUACCGAAGUCUGGCGAUUCGUGAAAGCGUACCGUGCUCGCAGCGUGGUUGAACAGCACAUUCCCCUCCGGUGGCGUCUGUUUCUUGCUCUCUUAAACAUUAGGAAGGUCUUUGCGUCCCACAUUCAAAAUGGCGCCAGGUGUCGCGGAUACGGAUUCUGGUUCUGGCUCAGGGAGGAGAACGAUAGAAUGGCGGCCAGUCUUCCCCAGUUGACAGAGAAGUGGGAUGAUACCAUUCGCUUCUAUCUCAACGGCACCAAAGUCGCGCUCGACACAGUCAACCCGGAAGUCACACUCUUGGAGUAUUUGCGGGGCAUUGGCUUGACUGGAACCAAGCUUGGAUGCGCCGAAGGAGGCUGUGGUGCGUGCACUGUGGUGGUUUCACAUCUCAAUCAGACCACCAAGAAGAUAUAUCAUUCCUCUGUGAAUGCAUGUCUCGCCCCUUUGGUCAGCGUUGAUGGCAAACAUGUCAUUACGGUUGAGGGAAUCGGAGAUGUGAAGAAUCCUCAUGCAGUGCAACAGCGGAUUGCGGUUGGCAAUGGAAGCCAAUGUGGUUUCUGCACUCCUGGCAUUGUGAUGAGUCUAUACGCUUUGAUACGCAACGAUCCCAAUCCGUCCGAACAAGAUGUUGAAGAAGCAUUCGAUGGCAACCUGUGCCGCUGUACCGGAUACCGCCCCAUUCUCGACGCUGCCCAGAGCUUCAACUCGCGUAAUAACUGUGGAAUGUCCAAAUCAAACGGUGGCUCAGGCUGUUGUAUGGAGAAAAAUGGGGGUGGUGGUUGUUGUAAGGAUACCUCAGCGGGUGACGAAGACAAGAACGCCAUUGAGCCCAAGUUUCCCGCUCCCGACUUCAAGAAAUGGAGCCCCGAUACAGAAUUAAUCUUCCCUGCGGCUUUGAGGAAACACGAUUUCAAACCGCUGGUCUUUGGCAACAAGAGGAAGAAGUGGUAUCGUCCGGUAACUGUGGAGCAGCUCUUGCAGAUCAAGAACAUCCAUCCCGAGGCCAAGUUGAUUGGUGGAAGCACGGAGACGCAGAUUGAGAUCAAGUUCAAGGCGAUGCGCUAUGAAGCGUCGGUCUACGUUGGCGAUAUCCCCGAGCUACGACAAUUCACCUUCCAUGACGAUCAUCUUGAGAUUGGAGCCAAUGUUUCGUUGACUGAUUUGGAGGCUAUUUGCGACCAGGCAGUCGAGAGGUACGGAGUGACUCGUGCACAGCCUUUCAAAGCUAUCAAGAAACAGCUGCACUAUUUUGCUGGACGACAAAUCCGAAACGUCGCGUCUCCGGCCGGUAAUUUGGCUACUGCCUCUCCGAUUUCCGACUUGAACCCAGUCCUUGUGGCAACGAACACCGUUCUGAUCGCCAAAUCCUUGAACGGUGAAAAAGAAAUUCCGAUGACAGAAUUCUUCCAAGGGUACCGUAAAACGGCCUUGGCUCCGGAUGCGAUCAUUGCUAGUCUUCGCAUUCCGGCCGCAAAGGAGAAGGGUGAAUACAUUCGUGCUUAUAAGCAAGCCAAGCGCAAGGACGACGAUAUUGCUAUUGUCAACUCUGCCCUUCGCAUCUCCUUGUCCGAGACCAACGAAGUCACCAGUGUCAACCUUGUGUUCGGUGGUAUGGCGCCGAUGACUGUUUCCGCGAAGAACGCUGAAGCCUUCCUGGUUGGUAAGGACUUCACCAAGCCCGAAACAUUGGAGGGCGUCAUGGCCGGACUGGAGAAGGACUUCGAUCUUCCAUUUGGUGUGCCCGGUGGCAUGGCCACUUACAGGAAAUCGCUAUCAAUGGGCUUCUUUUACCGCUUCUACCAUGAUGUUUUCUCCAACCUCGAAGUUAAGCCUGAGGGUUUGGACCUGGAUGGAAUCGCUGAGAUUGAACGAGCGAUAUCCAUGGGAGAGAAGGACCACGAGGCCUCUGUUGCUUAUCAACAGAAGAUUCUCGGCAAGGCAUCACCCCAUGUUGCAGCUCUGAAACAAUCCACCGGUCAGGCUCAAUACACCGAUGACAUUCCUGUUCAGCAAAACGAGCUUUUUGCAUGCAUGGUUCUUUCCACAAAAGCACAUGCCAAGAUCAUCAGCGUCGACCCAUCAAAGGCAUUGGACAUUCCGGGCGUUGUGGAUUAUGUCGACCACAAUGAUCUGCCCUCUCCCCAAGCAAACUGGUGGGGAGCACCAGUGGCUGAUGAACUUUUCUUCGCCGUCGAUGAAGUCACCACUGCUGGUCAGCCCAUUGGCGUGAUUUUGGCUCACUCUGCCAAGAUUGCUGAAGAGGGUAUGCGGGCUGUCAAAGUUGAGUACGAGGAUUUACCUGCCAUUCUCAGCAUUGAAGAGGCCAUCGAGGCCGAGUCUUUCUAUAAGCAUAACCCCUUCAUCAAGAAUGGCGAUGUCGAUGAGGGCUUCAAACAGGCGGACCACGUCUUUGAAGGCGUCUCGCGCAUGGGUGGCCAAGAACAUUUCUAUCUCGAGACCCAGGCAUGCCUUGCCAUUCCCAAACCGGAGGAUGGUGAGAUGGAAAUUUGGAGUGGUACACAAAACCCAACUGAGACACAAACAUUUAUUGCUCAAGUGACUGGAGUCGCCGCGAACAAAAUUGUGUCUCGUGUGAAGAGACUGGGUGGUGGUUUUGGCGGCAAGGAGUCACGCUCUAUCCAGCUGGCUGGAAUCUGUGCUGUUGCUGCGAACAAGACCAGACGGCCUGUUCGAAGCAUGCUGAAUCGUGAUGAAGAUAUCCUGACAUCCGGUCAGCGUCACCCAUUCAUGUGUAAAUGGAAGGUUGGAGUCACCAAAGAAGGCAAACUUCUCGCCCUGGAUGCCGAUAUCUACUCCAAUGGUGGUCACACCCAAGACUUGUCCGGUGCUGUUCUGGAGCGAAGUUUGUCACACAGUGACGGCGUGUACAAGAUUCCGAAUGUCUUUGUUCGGGGUAAAAUCUGCAAGACAAACACGGUUUCGAACACUGCUUUCCGUGGAUUCGGUGGCCCACAGGGUCUCUUCUUUGCUGAGUGUUAUAUCUCCGAGAUUGCAGACCACCUCAACCUCAAUCCUGAACAUGUUCGUGAGAUCAACAUGUACAAGCCUCUCGAGACCACACAUUUCAACCAGCCCUUGAAGGACUGGCAUGUGCCCUUGAUGUACCAACAAGUCAAAGAAGAGAGCAACUUCGUCGAGCGACGCAAGGCGGUGGAAGAGUAUAAUCGCACACACAAGUGGUCGAAGCGUGGAAUGGCCUUGAUACCCACCAAAUUCGGCAUCUCUUUCACUGCCUUGUUCCUGAAUCAGGCUGGUGCUCUGGUUCACAUCUACCACGAUGGCAGUGUCCUCGUUGCACAUGGUGGUGUUGAAAUGGGCCAAGGCUUGCACACCAAGAUGACGAUGAUCGCUGCCGAAGCCCUCCAGGUACCUCACGAAAGCGUGUUCAUCGCCGAGACAGCCACCAACACUGUCAUCAACACCUCCGCCACAGCAGCAUCAGCCAGCUCCGAUCUUAACGGUUACGCCAUUUUCAAUGCCUGUGAACAAAUCAACGAACGACUCAAGCCCUACCGCGAGAAGUUUGGUCCCGACGCCAAGAUGAGCCAAAUCGCACAUGCCGCCUACUUCGACCGAGUCAACCUCUCCGCGCAGGGCUACUACCGCACUCCUGAGAUCGGGUAUAAAUGGGGUGAAAACACCGGUCAGAUGUUCUUCUACUUUACUCAAGGCGUUACAGCCUCUGAAGUCGAGAUCGACACGUUGACCGGCGACUGGACUGUACUUCGCACCGAUAUCAAGAUGGAUGUUGGCCGCACUAUCAAUCCAGCCAUUGACUAUGGUCAGAUCGAAGGCGCUUACAUCCAAGGUCAAGGCCUCUUCACUACAGAGGAGAGUCUCUGGCACCGCGCGUCAGGACAGAUUUUCACCCGCGGCCCGGGUAACUAUAAGAUCCCUGGAUUCCGCGAUAUUCCACAGAUCUUCAACGUAAGUUUGCUGAAGGAUGUCGAGUGGGAGGAUCUGCGCACAAUUCAGCGGUCGCGUGGUGUUGGUGAGCCUCCUCUUUUCAUGGGAAGUGCUGCUUUCUUCGCGAUUCGCGAUGCGCUCAAUGCUGCGCGGAGGCAGUGGGGUGUGACGGAUGUUUUGAGUUUGGUUAGCCCUGCGACGCCAGAGAGAAUCCGGGUCAGCUGUGCCGACCCUAUUAUUGAGCGGGCAAGGGUUCAGCCCAAGGAGGGCGAGAAGAGCUUCUUUGUCGCUAUUUAG
Messenger RNA from Penicillium maclennaniae, 5934 nucleotides. RefSeq names its product putative xanthine dehydrogenase HxA. Gene Ontology annotation, molecular function: 2 iron, 2 sulfur cluster binding; iron ion binding; xanthine dehydrogenase activity. The coding region runs from base 1 to 5934 and encodes 1977 amino acids. The transcript is spliced from 7 exons. The record is from RefSeq and is a predicted model, not a curated record. NCBI's taxonomy places the organism in Eukaryota, Fungi, Ascomycota, Eurotiomycetes, Eurotiales, Aspergillaceae.